Molecule: messenger RNA, 6715 nt
Organism: Cuculus canorus (common cuckoo)
Lineage: Eukaryota; Metazoa; Chordata; Aves; Cuculiformes; Cuculidae
Gene: VWDE
Product: von Willebrand factor D and EGF domains
Exons: 30
Coding region: 24-4925 (1633 amino acids)
Biological process (GO): anatomical structure development
Cellular component (GO): extracellular region; cell surface
Molecular function (GO): signaling receptor binding; calcium ion binding
Source: RefSeq, a predicted model, not a curated record
GGGCCGCAGAGCAGCGCCGAGCCAUGCCCGGGGCAGCGCCCGCGUCCCUCUGGCUCUGCACCGCCCUCCUGGCCUGCCGGGCUGCGGCGGGGGCACGCCGGGGAGUUCUUGAAUGCUCUCCUGAUGGACAUCAGAUCCUGCAGAACCCUUAUCGAAGUGUUGAUUUUGAUUCAUCCCACCUUCAGCAAUCAGCUAUUCAGAAUUUAAUAUGUGACCAUUCCCUGACACCAGGAUGGUAUCGCUUUAUGAUUUUUGAUAAGCCUGCUGAGAUGCCAACCGAGUGUGUGGAGAUGAAUCAUUGUGGUACUCAAGCCCCUGUCUGGUUGUCUAUGAGGGAGUCAGAAUCCAUGCCUCGACCUGGUGAGAUCAAACAGUUAACAGCUUGUGCUACAUGGCAGUUUUUCUUCAGCACUUUGAAAGACUGCUGUCUUUUCCGAAUUCCUAUCAGUGUGAGGAACUGCGGAGAUUUCUUUGUUUACUUACUGCAGCCCACCCAAGGAUGCAUGGGGUAUUGUGCAGAAGUUGUUUCAGAUGCAAAGCCACAGACCUGUGAUCCUGAGGGAACAGAAAUUGCAGGCAUCUGUACCAGUAACCUGGCUCCUUCAUUAACUGCGUCUGCAUCUGUGUCACCACCACUACCAACCAUUCCUGAAAUUGUAGCAGAGUUGAUCAAAGGCAGCAUUUACCUAAGGUGUACCUUUGGCAUUCCUUUUGCAAACAGCUCACUUGGAUUCAUUGUAACUUGGUCAAGACUUUCUCCUGAAGGUAUCAAAGAAGAACUGAAACAGGAAACAUCAGUUCGUACCUUCUCACUUCUUGAACUAGAUGGGAUAAACGUCAGACUUGGAGACAGAGUCUACUGUAGCAGUUCUGCUUUUUUCAUGGAGAAGUCAGAUAUACAAAGCUCUUCUGUUGAGAGCAAGGAAUUUUUUGCUGGCAUUAAGCUACAUCCAGAAACAUACCAUAUAUCAGAAGAUGGGAAGGAAUACAGACUGGCAAUACAAAGUAGCAUUCCUAUUCCUUGUCCUGAGUUUAGCCAACUAGAAAGUGACUGCAAAAUCUCACUAACAAUGAAUAAUAUUGAUGAAGGUGAAGAGCAGUUAGUUUUAAACUUGGCUCUCUCUUCUUGCCAUGUGGAUCUUCUCCAGAAACCCUGCAAUAACGGAAUCUGUAGUCAAGCUGUAAUUUACUUCACUGCUGUGACAGACUUUAUGCAGGAUGGAGACAGAAUUACCAGAAUCGCAGUCGAACCUAUAUCCAGUGAGAAUUUCUUGUGGAAUGGCUAUGUUCCAGAAAGCACACAGAUUACAGUAAAGGAUCUACCCACGGCCUAUUGCUACUCAUUUACUGACCCUCAUAUAAUUACGUUUGAUGGAAGACUCUAUGACAAUUUUAAAACAGGAACAUUUGUUCUCUACAAGAGUACAUCUCGAGAUUUUGAAGUUCAUGUUCGCCAGUGGGAGUGUGGAAGUCUUCACUACCCAUCAUCCUGUAACUGUGGCUUUGUUGCCAAAGAAGGAAGUGAUAUAAUUGCAUUUGACAUGUGCAGUGGUCAGCUGCAUGAGUCACAGCCUCGCUUAUCUGUACUAAAUAGAGACACAACAGGAAACAAUGUUAGGAUCACUGAAUCCUACCUAGGAAGAAAAGUAACAGUUUUGUUCUCUUCUGGAGCUUUUGUUCGUGCUGAUGUGAGUGAAUGGGGAAUGAGCAUAACACUUAGGGCACCCAGUUCAGAUUACAGACAUACAAUGGGACUCUGUGGCACCUUUGACGGAAUUGCAGAGAAUGACUACCACACUGCAAGUGGGGUGGAAAUCCCAAACCAUGCUAAUGUUCCUUCUUCUUUUAUUAAGGAGUGGAGAAUUUCACCGGGAGAUAGCUUGUUUGACAAGACACCUGCUUCUUUAACAUCUUCUAGAAAAACAGUCUUCUGUGACUGCGCAUCUGAAAGUGCUAGAUUAUAUCAAUCGGUGAAUAAACUAGAGACAAUUUCUCGUUCAGGACUUCCUCUGUCUUGUAAAGAAAGUGAAAAUGGAAGAUUUCUUUCUUUGAUACCAGGACUGGAUGUCACUGCUGAGUACCUCAUUCCUGUUGAUUUUGUCAGAAGCUUAAAGAAACGUUCAUCUGCACAUGAAAUGGAUUCAUCUACAGUUCUGCAGAGGACAGAUAAUCAAACCAAACUUCACAAAAUGUCAUUAGUAAACAGGCACGUGCCUGCAACCGCAGUGGAUAAUACUGGUGUAGAAAGAGAGGGAACUUCAAGCUCAGGCAUUAGAAGAAGUUCUCUCCGUUACAGGAGUCAUAUUCAUAAAAGUCAACCUGUUACAAGUAGAGGGAAGCGCCAAAAUUAUUAUGAGUACCAACCAGCAUUUCUGUUUCAAAGUCUUAGCCAAACAGACUUAGAGGGGUAUAGUUAUUUUUUCCCAGAGGACCAUGCUACUGACACAGACAAGUUUCUUCUUCCUUCUUGGCCCACACCUUCUGGCCUCACUGAGCCUGGCGCUUUGUUACUAUGCCAGCAGGCAAUAACUAAUUCCAGUAUAGGAAGACCUUGUGGUGGCCUUCUUGGCCAUCGAAUAGAGGAUGCAAUCAAUAUGUGUGUUAAAGAUUUGCUGCUGAAAGAUGACCUCAGUUGGGUAAAAGCUUCCUUAGCUCUUCUAGAGAAUGAAUGUGAGAAAAGACUUUUAGAAGAAAUAAAUUACCACCCACAGGAAGUCGCAGGGUCGGUUGAGAGCCUGCUUAUUGCCUUAAAGUGCCCCAAUCUCUGCAGUGGUAAUGGAGAAUGCACAGAAUGGGGCUGUGCAUGUUUUCAAGGCUACAGCUCAUAUGACUGCAGCAUACUGUCUGACCAGGCUCCAGAAAUUACAGAGCUGGAGAAUGCUGGGCUGUGUGAUAUUCGACAGUUUGACUGCACAUCAGUGAAGGCUUUUGGACAUGGCUUCAGGCAGUCAUUGAAUCUAAAAUGUGAAAUUAUCAAAUUACAGUAUAGUGAUAGACAAUGGAUUCCUGGAGAACCCCUGAUUAUGCCAGCUGCCUUCCGAAAUGCCAAGACUGUUGACUGCCAGUUACCCAAUGAUGUCCAGCAGUCUGAUAUCAUGGAUCUGGUUGAUGAUAAACCCAUUGCCCGGUGGCAAAUAAAGAUUACAAAUGAUGGAUCCAUUUAUAGCAACUCUAAAACAAUGAUAUUAUAUGAUGGAGCCUGUCAAAUGUGUGAACCACAAGAAUCUGGGUUAUGUACAUUAAAGGAGAAAACAUGCAACAUAGACGGACACUGUUACGGUGAAGGUGACACAAAUCCAGCCAGCCCUUGCUUAGUCUGCAGACCUGACAUAUCAAAGUUAACUUGGUCAGUUGUUGAAAACAACCAGCCUCCAGUGCUUCAAACUUUUCAGGAUGUGCUACAGACUUUUUAUGGAGAAGAUUUUGUAUAUCAGUUUUUGGCCUCAGAUCCAGAGGGCUCUGCUAUUCAUUUCACGUUGGAAUCUGGUCCAAAAGGUGCCAGUCUUUCCGCAUCAGGUCUCCUUCUGUGGAAAGCUAUGUCAAUGAAUCUCCAUAAAUUAACAUUUUCUUUGACAGAUGACUGCAAUGCAAAGACUAUGGUAGAAAUAGAGGUCAGUGUAAAAUCGUGUGAUUGCCUAAAUAGUGGCUCAUGUGUGACAAACAUUAAUUUCCCGCCUGGAAGUGGAAGAUAUCUUUGUGUGUGUGUAGCUGGAUUUGAAGGUGAUCUCUGCCAAGUGAAUACUGAUGACUGUAAACUUAACCGGUGUGGUAUUGGCAGAUGUGUGGAUGGAAUAAACAGCUAUUACUGUGAAUGUCCACCUGAACUGCAAGGUAAAAAUUGUCAAGAUGAUGUCGAUGAAUGUGUAUCCAGUCCUUGCUUGCCUGGAGUAUUUUGCUUCAAUACUUUUGGUUCUUACUACUGUGGUCUAUGCCCAAAUAAUCUACAAGGAGAUGGGAAGUCAUGUUACGAAAGCUUGGAAGACACUAGUGUUGAAGGAGACGACUUAACAGGAGAAAUUGGAGGGAAUAAAGUAAGAUGUAGGCAAACAUGUGGCAAAAAUAUGGAGUGUGUGGCACCCAAUAUUUGCAAAUGCAAGCCUGGUUAUGCUGGUUAUAACUGUCAGGCCGCUUUAUGUAGACCUGAUUGCAAAAACCAUGGGAAGUGCAUUAAGCCCAAUGUCUGUGAAUGUCUACCAGGAUACAGUGGCUCUGCUUGUGAGGAAGCACAUUGUAAACCACCGUGUCAAAAUGGAGGCACAUGCUUGGCCAGAAAUCUCUGCACCUGCCCAUAUGGUUUUGUGGGACCAAGAUGUGAUACAAUGGUUUGCAACAGAUACUGUGAAAAUGGCGGGAAAUGUCUUACUCCAGACGUCUGCCAGUGUAAACCUGGGUGGUAUGGACCUACCUGCAGUACAGCAAUGUGUGACCCUGUGUGUCUCAAUGGUGGUUCCUGUACUAAGCCAAAUGUUUGCCUCUGUCCACAUGGCUUCUUUGGUGCCCAAUGUCAGAAUGCCGUCUGCAGCCCUCCUUGUAAGAAUGGUGGUCACUGCAUGAGAAAUAAUGUCUGUACUUGUCCUGAGGGGUACACAGGCAGAAGAUGUGAAAAAAGUGUCUGUGAGCCAAGGUGCAUGAAUGGAGGAAGAUGCGUAGGGCCAAAUGUUUGCUCUUGUCCUUCAGGAUGGAAAGGAAGAAGAUGUAACACUCCAAUCUGUCUUCAGGAAUGUAAGAAUGGUGGGGAGUGUAUUGGACCGAGUAUGUGUCAUUGUCCUCCACAGUGGGAAGGAAUCCAGUGUCAAACACCUGUGUGCAACCAGAAGUGUCUGUUUGGAGGCAAGUGUGUAUUGCCUAAUGUAUGCUCUUGUCGUCCUGGCUAUACUGGAGUCCUCUGUGGAAAGAAAAUUCAGGUACAAAGGCAUCAUGGUUGAAGCAAAGAAGUUUAUCAAUUAAAUUGCAGUGCUGCAUGGCUUGAAAAUAUGACUUGAAAAUAGCAAGGGGAUUGAAGAAUUACAAAGUUUAUUUAGAGGAAAGGAAUACCCAGAAGCGUUAUUUUAAAAGAUUUGAAUUACUGUCAUGAAUUUGGUGAGCUUCAAGACAACAAUCUUGUAGUCAUUAAAACGUGUAUAUUUCUAUAAUCUUUUGCUACCUCAUGUACAAAUCUCACAGCCUCUGAUUCUUCACUGGGCUCACAGAUUUGCUGAACGAUGCAAACCCAAGAUUCUUCAUUAUGGUGGUGUAGUCAACUGGACUAUGAGAUUUCUUUUGUGGGAGCAAGAUUGUAAUAGCUGUUAAGAGUCUCUAGGACAAAAUGCAGCACUUCUUCACUAAUGAAUGGUACCUUCUGUUUUUAAACAUUGUUUACAUACCUAUUUCUUGGCUGCAUACAGAUGAAAAAGCAGAAGUAUUUUUUUCUCCUUUUUCUUGUAUUUGCGUCAGUCUGUUAUAAUGACAAGCUCAUAUUGAGGAAGGAAUGGGAACCUAAAACAAGACUUGCCAACUAACAAUGAAGGCAAGGCUUCAUGUCUUGUUAGCAGUUAACCAGAUGCAGAAUAAUUCUGGUUUAUCUAUGGCAAGCCUUUUAGCCAGACACCAACUUCUUUUCCCACCCCCGCCCUGCCCCAUGUCUCUGUUACUUCCACCCAGGCAGCUGAGUACCCACCUGCUGAAUGAUUUCUGUAUCUGUAAGGAUCUUAUAUGGCACUGUUUUGAGAUGGCAUUCAAUAAUACGAGGAAGUUUUGUUCCAGAGUCUCUUAGACACAUUUGACAAUGCUUUUAGCCAUGCUGAAUCUUAAAAUAGGAACUAAGAAGAGGAAUUUGCUGUACCUCAUACCAUCCAUAUACAUGAAUCUUAAAAGUAUUUGUAAAAACUUCAUUGAGGCUUUUUUUCCAUUACCUAUUGCUCCAAUCAACUCUUAGCUGGCAGAGAGCUUUUGAACAAGUAAAAUUCUGGGUUUUUUCUGAAGUUUCCUACAGAGAAUCACCAUCUUCUAGAGGUGUAAAAGACAUUUCAGUUCCUGCCACCACCAACUGAGCCGUGGUAAUAGAUACAUACGUCCCUUUAGCUAAGCCAUUGAAAUUUACUGUUUUGCAUUUUUAAAAAAAAACAAAAAUAAAUGUCAUGAGAUCCUGUUCUCCCAAGCAAUGUUCAAUUCACAUACUUCAAUUCUGAAGGGGAAGAAGAUGAGCUCAUAUUGCCAUUUACCACCACUGUGAGAUGCUGAUCUCCAAAUCAUAGCUGUUGGCAGCUUUGUGCCUAGCUUUCUCCUCACCUUCGAUAGUCCUCUUCAGUCAUUUUGCAAAGUAAGCUGGCAUUGUGAGAGCUCAGCAUCAUUCCAGAAUGAUACCUGAUGGAUUUCCAAGUGCCUGGCUGGUGUAUUCAAAAAAUGUUUUCAAUUUCCCACUUGCAUUUUAAGUUUCAGUGUUUCCAUAGUUUCUAUUAAUUGAACAUCCAAGUGGUUGAGACCCUGAUCUGCUGGGAACUGUUAUUUAAAACUUACUCCACUUGAACUGUUUGCUUUCUCAAAUCUCACAACGAUCUCUACAAACAAAAGUUGACUGUCUGUUGGAACUGAUGUCUCAGGAUGAUGUUUUGAGAGAAUGUUUUUAAAAUGCAAACAUACCGAUAUUACACAAUAACCCCCAUUCCACAUAGUUUCAGAAAUGCUGUGCUAAGGAGAGAGAUGACAGCUGCCAGGAACACUGUUAACAGUGCUUUAG